CAAACAGAAUCAUUUACUCUUCAUGGUGAAGAUAAAAAAGGACACCUGACGACGAAAGAAGACAAAAUGCCAGGUGUUCCACAGACUAGAGGGGAUGAACCCUCCAUGUAUCUACAGAGGCCUUCUACUGGCAAGUCGCAAGAUGUUCGCCAUAUUCUCGUAAGAACGUUCAGAGAGUUGUUCACGAGAGACGCUAUCGGUCCCGACACGGUGAAGAACCUGUCUGUAUCUAAAGGUGGUGCUGAUCCUUACCAUGAGAGAUAUGUUGAGGCAUUACAGAAGGUGUUUGAUGAGAGACAGCGACGGAUGGAGGAAGCUGCCAUGUUAGAGCGACACAUCAUGCAGGCCCAGGCUCGUGCCAUGUCAGCUGAUGAGCGUGCACUGAAUAGGGUGGCACAGAGCUGUGAUAAUUAUCAGGUCCUUGGUCUUCCACCAGGUCCCAUACGUGAAGUUCAGUCUCAUUUCCGUACCUGCCUGGAUACACAGCUGUUACAGAAGCACCAGCUACUAACACCUUCUGAUUACGCUACGGAGGAACCUGCACCUGUACCACCACCAGCAGCUGAGAAAGUACCAAGUUAUGCACGAGAUACUCUGGCAUCUAGACAGCAUACAAGAGAUGAUUUGUUUCUGCCCCCAGUGUCACCUCCCCUGUCUACACAGAGGAGUAAAUCUGAUAUUGGCAGUUUGGUAUCUGAAGAGCCAUUAGACACUGAAAGAAAAGACCAAGCUUAUCUGUCCCAGUUCCCUCGUAAUGAUGCCUGGAAACAACAAAUGAGUGAGGAACAACGAGAGCAGGAAAGGAUCAGUCUUCAGAAUCUGAACGCAACAACAAACUAUCCCAGAAAUCCUAGAUUUAUCCCACCUUCAGCGCCACCUGGUGGCAGAUCCUUGAUCAAGAAUAAAAAGGUCAAGGCUAAAGAGAUAGGAAUUCAGCCAAAGAAAGACCAGACUAAAGAACUAAAGGAACCAUCAGAAGUGUUUCUGGUGUCUCCACCAGCUGUGGUGUUUACGGACUACAAGAUAGGACAGGUCUAUGAGUUAACAUUGACUUUGAAGAAUGUAUCAGCAUGUAUCAGGCAAUGCAGAGCUCUCCCUGCCACAACUUCAUUCUUUUCAGUUGGACUGGGUCAGUUCCCAGGAGAGCAUGGUCUAGUUGCCCCCGGGAUGAGUUGCCACUAUAAUGUAAGAUUCAACCCCGACUCUCUGAGAGAUUAUGAUGAUGAAAUAAAGAUUCAAACACAGUCUAGAGAACCUAUUAUUGUACCCAUACUCGGCCGGCGACCUCCUCCAAAAAUAACUUUACCACCAGUGAUAGAUGUCGGACAUUGUUUGGUUGGUGGCUGCCAUGUUGUUCAGUAUGUGAUCAGGAAUGAAGGUGGAUAUGGUAGAUUCUGUAUCAUGCCUAGUACUUCCUGGCCUACUACAAACUUUAAGUCUGUUAUACGUAAUGGCAGCGUCUCCAUCCCACCAUUUGAUGUGCGUCCAUCUGUACUUGACAUUGGACCUGAUCAGACUGGAUUGAUGGAGGUAGUUUUCCAGCCUCCUUCAGUGAAGAGCUACUCACUAGACAUGUGCAUGGUGUGUGAUAACUGUACUGUGAGACAUUUUGUCCUCAAAGGUGAAGCUCAGAGAGCAGGUGUUGAGCUGGUGUCUGUUGAACGUGGAUUGUCAGAGGCUGUACCAGGUGAACUGGUAGAUGCCACAGCACAGCACCUCAUCAAGUUUGAUCAGCUAAAUCCAUUCACCUACACUGAUAGAACUGCUGUGGUGAAAAAUACAACCAAUGUGAGCCUGCCAUUCCAGUGGAUGAUAUACAAGCCUCAGUUUGACAGUCCCGGUUCUGACACUGUCAGUAAGAAGUAUGACCGGGUACCAGAUGUCGACUCUGUUUUUAGUGUACAUCCGCCAACAGGAGUCCUGCCCCCAGCAGAGAGCAUGGAGUUUAAGAUUACUUACGCACCUCCAGUGGUUGACAAGUUCCACAGUGUGCUACAUUUACUACUAAACAUGGUACCGUCCUCACUGGAGAUGAGUAGUAAAGGGAGUUCGGCCACUGAUAAAGAGAAAAAAGAUGAUGGUGAGCUUAAUGAAGAAGAUGCCUCUGAGAUUAUACUUCCCCAUAAUGACAUGCCACCAUUUGCUGAUGUAACAGCUUUGGAGAUAGAGGUUAAAGGAGAGAGUGUCCCGCUGAGUGUAGUUUUACACCCCUAUUCAAUGCACGUUCCAGGCAAAAACUUGGUGGGAACCACACUCAAGAAAAUGGUCACUAUGGCGAAUCAUAGUCAUUCAACCAUAACAUUCCAAUGGGAACCUUACACUGAGAAAUAUAUACUUGAAGUGGAGCCACCUUUUGGAGAACUUGACCAUGGAAUGGCAAUGGAUAUGGAGCUGUCCAUUACUGGACCAGAGCCGGGGAAAAUUGACCACACCUUGUACUGUCAUGUGAUGAAUCUAGAAGAACCACUGCAUAUGCAAGUACAGGCAGAAUUCAAGGGACCUGAAGUGUCUAUUGAUGAACCAGACUUGAACUUUGGUCUGGUACGACUUGGACAAACAGUUCAGAAGCAGAUCACAAUAAAUAACAAGGCCUCAAUUAUUACACCUUGGUAUAUCCGUGACAGUCCUGCUUUCCCUAGUGAAGAUGGUGAAGAUGAUGAGGAUGAUGGCAUGAUUUUCAAUGAAUUUACGUUUGAGCCAAGUGAGGGUGAGUUGAAGCCACUAGAAAGUAGACAGAUCACUGUUACAUUUCAUCCUCUAUCAGCCAAAUCUUUUAGACGAGUUGUUGAAGUUAUGGUAGAAGAUGGACAAGACUGUAAUAUAGCCUGCUUUGCCGAGGUACAGACAGUGCAGGCGUGCCUGUUACAGUGUGAGGUUACCAUGCCGAAAGUAUAUAUUGGUGUCCCUGUUAUAGCUACUGCCAAGCUGCUCAACCAAACACUGCUGCCUGCAGUGUUUGAGUGGGGAGAGCCAUCUGGAGAGGAUAGUAAAGACUGCCAGAUAGAAAUAGACCCAAAGAUUGGAGAAUUAGGAGGAAGAGAAGAAAAAAGAAUUGUUGUUAAUUUCCUUGCGUACAGAGAGGGUGACUUUAGUGACCUGAGAGUUCCUUGCAAGGUUGAAGGUAUAGACAAACCCCUGAUUCUUGCCCUGUUCUGUGAUUCUAAAGGGCUAUCUGUACAAUACCAUGUGUCCACAGAUGGCAGAGAGAAAUUAAACCAAGAUGAAGUAAAAUUAGAUUUUGGAAAGGAAGUGUCUUUGAACUCCACCCCCAAGUUAUACCUACAUCUGACCAACAACACGGCAAUCACUACCCCGUACACCUUCACUAUGGAGAGCUUCUUCUCAAAACCUCCCACACCACCUGAACAGAAAAGGACUGAAAUGACUAGAACUGUGAGCACACGCAGAUUGAUGCUUGGGAAGACACCAAAUCUGGCUGACCCUUUCAGUAAAACUGAGACUAAAGCUCAGGCUGAUUUAUGUACGGCUAUGUUAAGUCAGGGUAACGGGACAGCGUUUGUUCCAUUACCACCAUCAGGUAUUCUAUCUGCUUUUUGUGAAGAUGUAAUAGAAGUGACAGCCUACAGUGACAUGUGGGGAGAGUACAAGGACAACAUCAUCUGCAAAGUUGGAGAGUUGGAAGAGACUAAGAUCCCUGUGUCUAUGAAAGUGCUUGGCUGCCCUUUGACCUUCCAGAUGACCUCGGGCAUCCCGGAGAUGAAGCCUAUGGUCAGGUUUGGUACCCAUGUAGCUGGUACCACUGCUUGUAAUCGGACAAUGAGGGUGAAAAAUGACAGUCCUCAUGAUAUACGUGUAGACUGGCAGGUGUUCAACAUCGAGGAAGGAGAUCCUAAGUUGAUGGAUAUGGUUGUUUGCUUUGGUAAAGCUUUUCCACUGAAAGAUUCAGAUGGCAAUGAAAUUGUGCCUCCAGCAGAAGCCCCCAAACCCCAGAAAGUUGUUCCAAUGCCUGUUAUCAGAGAGCCAACAGACUAUAUUCCCAACUCUGCUGAUAGCUCACAGAACACAAGCCGGGAAGUUACCUUAGCCGCUCUUAACAAACAGGAAGAUAGUGGAGAUACAGUGCAAACUAAGGAGAAACCUAAAGUUGUCAGUGUAUUCUGUAGGGAGCAUGACGGACAGCUAGCUCAGGCCCCUUAUAGCAUCAGACCUUCCCAAAUGGUUAUACCUGCUAAAGGCCAUGCCAGUGUAGUUGUCAGUUUUACCCCUCAUCCAACAGAAGAUGUGAAAGAUGACACAAACUGUAAUGGAUAUAUUCUUGGCUUCACUAGCCUUGAUGACCCUGAUACACAGAGCAGGGAAGGCAAAUUGUACAGGCCACAGGGGUAUGAUGCUUCCCAGCUAAGACUGGACAUGACUGCACAUCUUAAACCUGCUUUGUUGACAAUAGAAUGUGCCGAAGAAGAGGGAAUGAGAUAUAGAUCAGCCAUGAGCAGCCUGCUCAAAGACGAUUACCAGUUGCUGCCAGAGAGCCUGCAGACACAGAGUGUAAUGUUGUCGAAUCUCACACUGACACCUCUAACAUUUAAACUUGCUACAAAGCAACCAUUUGUUAUGGUUGAUCUUGACCCUUCCAGUAACAGAGAGGGAUUAUCUAGAUCAAAUUCAACAGAAAUGCAUACACUUAAGCCAAGACAUAACCUUGUUGUGAAAGUAGCCUUCCAGACCAGUACAAAUCUUCUAACUGAAGAACACUUUAAAGAUGAUGAGGAUAAUACUACAGGCAAGAAAAUUGAAAUCAAAGACAAUUUGCUGGUAGAGUUCAACAAUGGAGCACAGCAGAUGGUACCACUACAUGCUACACUGACUGUGCCCCAGUUUGAGUUGUCGAAGGAGUCGUUGGAUUUUGGAACUUGCCUUGUAGGUCAAACUAGAGAGAUGCAACUGAUGAUCACCAAUCAGACAUCUUCUCACACAUACUGGUCUGUAAACCAAGGUUCGUAUGGAAAUCAGGCUAACGAAGCAUUCCGCGUUGAACCUACUUCUGGCUUUUUAGACGCCCACAUAACACACAUCAGUAACAGCAAGUGUUUGCUGAAAGUCUUCUUUACUGCAAAACAUGCAGAAGAUUACGAGGCAGUAUUUACAUUUUACGGUAUACUUGGAGAAAGAACAAGACGCCUGUUUGUCAAGGCACAAGGUUCCUAUGAUGAAAAGCAUGAAGCUAUUCUUAAUGUGUAAACACUUCCAGCUGUAAAUUUGAACUAUUUUUCCAUGUAAAGACCAAUACUUUUUAUUUGUGGGUGUUGAUAUACAUGUUUAGAUUGAAUAGUUUCUGUGAUUACGAGCUCUUGUUAGUAAGACAUUUGUGUAUUCUUUAGACGUGUAUAUAACUAAGCAAACACAUGGCUUUCUGUAAAAAUGGAAAAUACCAAAGUCACAUACAUAGGAUACGUUAUUUGCCGAUUGUCACAGCGGAUUCAUUACCUUAAAUAAAUGUCUACUAUGUGAGAGAAUUAUGAAAUGAAUGUGAUAUUUGCAAUCAUUAUCCGAUUGUUUAUUUCUACGUAGUGUGAUUCUUUAUUUAUAUAAAAAGUUAUUAUCUGUGAUA
Mercenaria mercenaria is the source of this 5569-nucleotide messenger RNA. RefSeq names its product deleted in lung and esophageal cancer protein 1-like. The record is from RefSeq and is a predicted model, not a curated record. NCBI's taxonomy places the organism in Eukaryota, Metazoa, Mollusca, Bivalvia, Venerida, Veneridae. Gene Ontology annotation, biological process: negative regulation of cell population proliferation. The transcript is spliced from 37 exons. The coding region runs from base 67 to 5199 and encodes 1710 amino acids.